AUGGAAGACGAGCAGGUUGCAGUAUUUGGCAUUGUUGAUCCACUCAGCACUCGAUAUGGCAACACAUUGGCGGGACAAUUUGUGUGUGGCAGUAAAAUUGCCGUACACGCCUAUCGCCCAAUCACUGCCAGUACACGAGACAAGCCCACAGAUUAUGCCGGUAAAGACACAGUACAAAUUCAUCUGCUACAACCCGAGUUCAUAUUCGAUGAUCCCAUACUGCGUAGCCUUAUAGCAGAAGCCAAUUCCACAUUCGUUGCUCUACAGUCCCUUAAAAGGAAAGGUUCCAAGGCAGAUUAUACAAAAAUAUCACGAACAUAUCGUAGUAUUAUACGAGCUUGUUUGGAAAAACUGCAAGAUGCUGCUGGUUUGGCGGAGGAGGGCACCAAAGAACAUGAUAUGUAUCAACAAUAUAUUUCCAUAUUCUAUUCCAUUGAAUGUGUUUGGCAUCUAAGUGAAAUCUUGUUUUUGGAUCAGACACCAUCAAAUGUUAUUGUACCACAGCUGUUGGAAUGGGUACGUUUUCAUUUUCCCGCUGCCGAACGUAUGGCAACGGAUUUGCUGCUAAUGGGUCGUGAUGCCAGUGAUAGUGAAGAAUAUUGGCCAGCAUUGAAGGGUUUAAUUCUGCAGGGGCAAGUUGAUGUGGCGCGAGCCAUAUUACAGUCACAUCCGCAGGCGGAAAGUGCAGCCUUUAAAAUGGCCGAACAGAUUUUGAAGGCAAUGCCAACUUUUAAUGUCUAUGGUGGUUUUUCCAUACAAAAAUUCCGCUCACAAUGGCAGUAUUGGUUAACCGAUACCGAACGUAAAUUGUCAGCCAAUAUCUUGGCAAUUGAACCCAAUCUAGAAGAAUUGGUGCAAUUGAUAAUUGGUGAUACACAAACCUGGAAUGCACACAUAGAUAAUUCUGAUUAUUGGUAUGAAUACUUACCGGGAUAUUUAUUCUAUACCAAUCCGGCGUGUAAACAUUUUGAAUUGGGUACAGCAGCCAAUUCAUGGCUGGAUCGUUGGGCUCGCAUGAAAACCCAGCAGGGCAACGAACCACAAUUAAAACAUUUGGAUAAGGUCAUAUUGAGUCUAAUGGAAAAUGAUAUGCAUCAGGUUAUCCAUGCCAUACAGCUGAUGGCCGAUAAUCAAUGGUUUGUCACACAUUUAACGGAUUUGCUAUACAAUUGUGGUCAGCUGCAGGUUGUGGGAGAACAUCAAAUGAAUGAUUGCAUAAAGUUACGAGAUUCGUUGCUUUAUGAAUUCGGUAGCACUUUAAUGACACGCAAUUCUUUGUGGCAAUUGGGUAUGGAUUAUUUACAAUUUUGUUCGGAAGAAGGUUUGCCAGCAUUGGAAUUAUGUCUUACGAAAAUCCCAAUUAAAACGGAAAAACAAGCAAUGAAAAUUUUGGAAAUUUGUCAUAAAAUGGGUUUCCCUAAUGCCGAACAGGAAAUAUGUAAAAUACAAGCCAAACAGUCAUUGGAUGAUGAACGUUAUGGUAAUGCUUUGGAAUGGGCUAUACGUUCAAAGGAUACACUAUAUGUAACAUCGAUUGCUGAUUUUCUUUUGAAGCAUUAUGCCAAAACCGGUGAUAUGCUUUGUCCAGAUAUCAUUGCAAAUAUUGGUGCCAAAAUGUUUAUCUCCCCCCGAUUGGUAUUCUUGGUAAAAUAUUUCGAUUUUUAUCAAUUCUAUAGGAAACGUGAUUUCCUACCCGCUGCCGAGUUGUUGGUGAAUUUAUUGGAUUCGAAAAUAACCCCAGAAUACUUUUGGCCCUCUCUGCUAAUCGAUACCAUUCCCCUUUUGGAAUCCAAAGAUCCCAAAAUACUUUCCAAGGAAACCACAGCCAUUUUACAUCACCUGGAAUCGGAAUUGGUGCCGCUGAUUGAAAAGAAAAAGAAACGCCUAGAGAAAUUUCCAGAUGAACCUGUUAAUAUCCUGAAAGAUUAUCGCAUCGAAAAUAUUGAAGAAAUCAUUAAUUUAUUACGUUUAGCCUGUGCCCGCAACUUAUCAAGGGCCCUGAUAAUUGAAAACACCUUAAUGGCGGCUUAA
Messenger RNA from Musca vetustissima, 2031 nucleotides. RefSeq names its product nuclear pore complex protein Nup75 (gene Nup75). Gene Ontology annotation, cellular component: nuclear pore outer ring. The record is from RefSeq and is a predicted model, not a curated record. NCBI's taxonomy places the organism in Eukaryota, Metazoa, Arthropoda, Insecta, Diptera, Muscidae. Gene Ontology annotation, biological process: positive regulation of DNA-templated transcription; protein import into nucleus; mRNA export from nucleus. Gene Ontology annotation, molecular function: structural constituent of nuclear pore. The coding region runs from base 1 to 2031 and encodes 676 amino acids. The transcript is spliced from 7 exons.